Lodderomyces beijingensis is the source of this 348-nucleotide messenger RNA. NCBI's taxonomy places the organism in Eukaryota, Fungi, Ascomycota, Pichiomycetes, Serinales, Debaryomycetaceae. The record is from the annotation of a GenBank genome assembly.
AUGUCAACGCCAACAUCAAAGUUACAACUUGCGCAGAAGAUAACGUCAUUGCUCAAGACGCUCCCCAAGGACCGCCUAAACCAUUACGCCUCGUUCAAAGAUUCGCAACUUGCGCGAUUUCACAACAAGGAAAAACUACAGCAAAUAUCGGAACAGGACUUGAGAUUGCAGUUUAUCGCGCUCAAGGAGUUGGUCAAUGACAAAUACAAGAACUACUAUGCCUUGGAUGAUAAAUUGUUGAAACCAAAGGGCAAUCCUGAGUAUUAUUCGCGGUUAUUGAGUGAGAUUCGAGGUGAAAAGAGGGAGACUAUGCUUACUGCUAUGAGAACUGUUGUCUUUGGGAAAUGA